AUGAAGAGUUUGGCAAAGCAGUUGCAGAAAUUGGGUCAGAAAACCCAAAUCAGAAAGUCUUCUGUUUGGUUAAGAUGUGGAAGAAAAUCCAUGGAGUCCUCAAGUGCUCCUCGUGGAUGUUUGCCCAUCUAUGUGGGCAAUGAGGGGUAUCGUUUUAUUGUGGAUAUACAUUUUUUGAGUCACCCACUGUUUGAGGAGCUCUUACAGUUGUCUGCAGAGGAGUUGGGAUAUUCACAUAAGGGUGGUCUAAAAGUGGCUUGUAGCAUUCGCUUGUUUGAACAUCUACUCAGGCUUAUCAACACUAGAAAUCCUGCUGCCCAUUAUCUGCAAAUAAGCGAUCUAUUACAACAGUUCUCUUGCUGA
Messenger RNA from Cryptomeria japonica (Japanese cedar), 363 nucleotides. RefSeq names its product auxin-induced protein 15A-like. The transcript has a single exon. Gene Ontology annotation, biological process: response to auxin. The record is from RefSeq and is a predicted model, not a curated record. The coding region runs from base 1 to 363 and encodes 120 amino acids. Lineage: Eukaryota; Viridiplantae; Streptophyta; Pinopsida; Cupressales; Cupressaceae.